This is a messenger RNA of Brugia malayi, 120 nucleotides long. The record is from the annotation of a RefSeq genome assembly. Lineage: Eukaryota; Metazoa; Nematoda; Chromadorea; Rhabditida; Onchocercidae.
AACGAUAGUAAACAAUCUAAAGAUAAUUUUGGCACAACAAAUUUCAUGCGGUACCUAGACAAGAAUAAAACAUUUUAAAAGUUCUAAUAAAAAAAGUAUGUUAUCAAACUUACCAGCAUU